Messenger RNA from Lodderomyces elongisporus, 801 nucleotides. RefSeq lists its product as uncharacterized. The record is from RefSeq and is a predicted model, not a curated record. The transcript has a single exon. Lineage: Eukaryota; Fungi; Ascomycota; Pichiomycetes; Serinales; Debaryomycetaceae. Bases 1 to 801 code for a protein of 266 amino acids.
AUGGCAACUGAUUGGGCAGCUAAACUAGCAAAUGUGGUACCACCACCAACACAAACUCAACCACAACCUUCAAGACCUGCAACAUCAGUCCCUAGAGCAGUAUCAUCCCAAUCGAUAGACAAGAAAAUUCCUACACAACAACAACAACAGCAACAUCACCAACUCAAGAAGAAGAAUGCGUCUUCAUUAUCACCGCAGCCAAUGACAACGACGACAACAACGGCGGGAGGAGCAGGAGCAGGAAAUGUGAGGCUGCUAAAUGCUUCCAAUAAACGAUUUUCCACCACGACACCUACUGCCUCUCCAUCUUCGACUCGGAAUCCAACUCCCAAAACGAUUCGUGGUUCAACUCCAACUACUGUUUCGGCUACCAAUGCAUCUUUAGCUACAUCUGGCCAAGAGUUUAAUGCAAAUGAGUUAUUGGGUUUUUUUGAUUCUGAAUACAAGAAAUACAUUCAACAGGCUAAGGAAGAUAAAGAUGAAGAGAAUUACAAAAUUUACAAGUCCCUAGAGUCAUCUAAUCAAUGGACAACAAAAACAUCGCUGAGUAAUAGCAAGAACCAAAAGAAUGUAGUUUUGAGGAAUCUCCACAAGGGUAAUGGGUAUCAUGGACAUCAUAGUCAUUCCAAAAAUCAUUAUCACGAUAGUGGUAGGAGUGGUAAAGCUGGUACUACUGAUUACCAAAACAUCAAGAGUGGUUCUCAUAGCCCCAAUGUCAAUACAGUGGAUAUCUUGUUUGAAUUAAACAGAUCUAUAUACCAACAGAAAAAUCAAGGCCCGAAUCUGCAGCUGCUGUCAUAA